AUGGUCGCCUUUAUUAAAGGGGCCGUAGAUGAGAGCAGAGAAGCUGAGAAAAGACGGGCUGGUAAUUUAUUUUUCCCUCUGAUUUAUUUCCUCAUCCUUCCUCCGUGUCUCUCUCCGUCUCUCCGCAGCGUUCCAGACGACUACGUCGGUCGCAGGAACCUGGAACACGUGGAAGCCCUGCAGGAGAACCCGGUCAACUCCAACCAGGUUGUCAUCGGCUACGGGCGGGGCCUCAUGGUCGUCUGGGAUUUGGAGCGGCACUGCGCCAUCCGCCACAUCCCGGCCACGCAGCAGCUGGAGAGCAUGUGGUGGACGGAGGACGGAGGCUCCAUCCUCAGCUCGCACAGCGAUGGGAGCUACUGCAGCUGGUCUCUGACGGGCGAGGACGACGGCGAGGAAGAGGAGAAAUCGGACAUCCCAUACGGAAACUUUCCCUGCAAGGCCAUCACUAAAAUAGUUCAGCUUCCAACAGCUGCUGGGCCUCCCUUCCUGCUGUUCAGUGGCGGCAUGCCCCGGGCCAGCUACGGGGACAGGCACUGCGUUACGGUGAUCCACAGCAAAACGCAGGUGGCCUUCGACUUUACGUCCAGGAUCAUCGACUUCUUCGUGGUCACGGACGGCCCCGACCACACAGAAGAGCCCAGUGCUCUGGUGGUCCUGGUGGAGGAGGAGCUGGUUGUUAUUGACCUGCAGACUGAAGGCUGGCCCGUCAUUGAGACGCCUUACCUGGUGCCGCUCCACAGCUCGGCCAUCACCUGCUCCCACCACGUGUCGGCCAUUCCUCUGAAACUCUGGGAAAGGAUUGCUGCUGCCGGGUCGCUGCAGAACACUCAUUACUCUAAAAAGCCUUGGCCAAUAACGGGAGGUCAGAACCUGGCGCCGGAUCCUCCGCAGAGGGACCUGUUGCUGACGGGACAUGAGGACGGAACGGUGCGUUUCUGGGACGCGUCGGGGGUUUGCCUGAGUCCACUCUACAAGCUGUCCACGGCGCCGGUGUUCCACGCAGACGCUGAUCCCAACGACAACAUGAGCCAAAGCGCCGAAGGGGAGUGGCCUCCUUUCAGAAAGGUUGGCUGCUUCGACCCGUACAGUGACGACCCCAGGCUUGGCAUCCAGAAGAUCCACCUGUGCAAAUACAGCGGCUACCUGACAGUCGCCGGCACCGCCGGACAGGUUCUGAUGCUGGAGCUGAAUGAUGAGGCAGCAGAGCAGACGGUGGAGGCUAAAGUCAUGGAUCUGUUGCAGGGACAGGAGGGUUUCCGCUGGAAGGGCCACACGCAGCUGGAUGUCCGCGAGGAGCCGGUGAUGUUCCCCCCAGGCUUCCAGCCGUUCACCGUGGUCCAGUGCCAGCCCCCCGCUGUGGUCACCGCCCUCGCGCUGCACUCAGAGUGGAAGCUGGUCGCUUUUGGAACCAGCCACGGCUUCGGCAUCUUUGACUAUCUACAGAAGAACAAAGUUCUGAUCAAAUGCACAUUAAACCCAAGCGACCAGCUAGCGAUGGAGGGUCCUCUAUCCAGAGUGAAGAGCAUAAAGAAGUCGCUGCGCCAAUCGUUCAGGAGAAUCCGACGCAGCAGAGUUUCUCUGAGGAAACAUCACAUCAGCAACAACACUAAGAUCCAGGAAGCAAACGCUCGUCUAGAGGCAGAGCUGGCUGAGAUGGAGCUAGCUCCCGUCCAGAGGAAGAUCGAAGCCCGCUCCUCAGACGACUCCUUCACCGGCCUCGUACGGACUCUGUACUUCGCUGACACCUUCCUGUCAGACAGUUCCCACAACACCCCCUCCCUGUGGGCGGGGACUAAUGGUGGGGGGGUGUUUGCCUACAUUCUCAGCGUCCCUCCUGUAGAGCGUAGAGCGGAUGAACCUGUUACCGCUCAGCCAGCCAAGGAGAUCCAGCUGAUGCACCGGGCCCCCGUGGUUGGAAUCGUGGCUCUGGAUGGUCACGGCGUUCCUCUACCUGAACCGCUGGAGACGGCCCACGACCUGGCCCGCUCACCUGAGAUGCACGGCUCGCAUCACCUGUUGGUCGUCUCUGAGGAGCAGUUUAAGGUCUUCACUCUGCCGAAGGUGAGCUCCAAGACGAAGCUGAAGCUGACCGCCGUGGACGGAUCCAGGGUGCGGAGGGUGGGCGUGGCCUGGUUCGUCAGCAGCAAAGCGGAGGACUACAGCGAGGUCGGCUUGGUGUUUCUGACCAAUCAGGGGGACGUGCAGGUGUUGUCGCUGCCGCACAUCAAAAUGCAGGUCCGUUACCCCUGCAUCCGGCGGGAGGACGUCAGCGGCAUCGCCUCCUGCGUUUUCACCAAGCAGGGGCAGGGUUUUUAUCUGAUGUCUCCGUCUGAGUUUGAGCGCUUCUCUGUGUCGGCUCGCUGCCUGGUGGAACCUCGCUGUCUACUGGAAGCUCCUCUUCAUCCCGUCUCCCCCAGCCAGCGUCGGCCACAGACGGAGGAGGCCUCAUCAGCUAACAGCAACGCAAGAGACACCGAGGACGCAGAAAGUGCAGCUAGACACGUCAUGGAGCACGCUUUGCUGAAUGAUGAAAAAGUUCUACAGGAAAUCCAAAAGUCUCUAGAGGGCGACCAGACGUCCUUCACGGAGAAUAAUGUGAAGAGUGCUGUUGCGUGAAAACAGAGAAAAAGACAAAACGGUAAAAUGUAUGAAGUGUACUGCAGUCCUGCGGCUCCUCUUACCUCAAACCCGACCACUACCGACCCUAAACCUGCAUUAAAGGACGCCCAGUCUGAGCAGAUGGACGGCGGACGGAGCCUCGGCCCCGCCACUCCCACGCCAUCCAACCAGUUCACGUUCAUUCUAAGAAACUGAUGCUGGUGGAAGAACUUUGGGGGGAAAUUGGAUUAUUUAAAUCAAUAUUUGCUUUAGAGACAUACUUAUUUUUUCCCCCCAGUUAUUCUGAACGUAACGCUGAGUCGUCUUUCCAUGUCCACCUGUCUAUGCUGCAGAAAUUUGAAACUGACGCUUUUUUACUCGGGUCAGAGUUUUAUCAAAUAUUUUGUCUUUUAUUUCCCAGCCUUACUGAAAAAAACAAACUAAUGCUGUAAUCAUAAACUAAACGGGGGAAAUGCUGUAUUUUUGCUGGUUUUAUUUUAAUUCUUCUGUUAGAUAAUUGUUUGUUAAAUUAAUGUAGAUCCACACUACACCCCCCCACCCGCCUGCUAACCAUAAGGUCGCCUGAUGAGAGGUACUCGUUCACUACAGCUCAGCACACUGUCAUUUUUUCUUUUUAUUGGGGGGGGGGGUCUUAAAGGGUUAUAUUAUAAUUCCUAUUAUUUGUUAAGCUGUUUUAAGCCACUAUUGUCAUGAUUCUGGAAUGUAAUUCUAAGCGCUAAUAUCCUGUACUGUGUAUGAGACGGUUGUGCCUGUUUUCACUGGGGUUGGCUGCUAUUUAGAUCAACAGGAAAUGUUUUGGUACCACGUGUUUGAUUGCUCCGUAUUUUAGCAUCAGCUUGGAAUAUAUUUUUGUAGCAGAAUGAUUUUUCAAACCUGAUAUUUUUGAGUUGUAUGAAAUUUUACACUGUAGUUUUCCUGUAAUCAAUA
Molecule: messenger RNA, 3549 nt
Organism: Cyprinodon variegatus (sheepshead minnow)
Lineage: Eukaryota; Metazoa; Chordata; Actinopteri; Cyprinodontiformes; Cyprinodontidae
Gene: llgl2
Product: lethal giant larvae homolog 2 (Drosophila)
Exons: 22
Coding region: 1-2619 (872 amino acids)
Biological process (GO): establishment of spindle orientation; regulation of establishment or maintenance of cell polarity; cortical actin cytoskeleton organization
Cellular component (GO): plasma membrane; cortical actin cytoskeleton; cytoplasm
Molecular function (GO): GTPase activator activity; myosin II binding
Source: RefSeq, a predicted model, not a curated record